AUGAGCACACCAACAGCUCCUUUGUUCACGUGGCCUCAAACGUCUUUACUGUCUACACGACUAGACUUUGGUCGAUUCGGAGGCUUGUCUUACAGGGAGGGGACAGGUCGCGAUAUCCAAUGGUUCUCCGCCAACAACUCAACCCAUAAACGGGUCAAUCCCAUCACACCACUCGCACAAGUAUUCCCACACACGCGUCGUUAUAGUCCAGCAGUUAAAUUAAUAAAUGAACUCGAAAGUCCGCUUGCUACCCAAUCUGUAAAAUAUUUGCAAGAAAGAUAUCCCGAAUUUGAUGUCCCAAGUGACUUUCUCGUGGAUAUUCUAGCUGAAGAAUUGAAUAAAGAGAUAAAGUCGGAAAAUUGUGAUCCAUAUGUGAGCGCGCAGCUUAUUUCGUUGGGAGAAUAUGAAGCGGGUCCAGGGCAGACAAAUAAAUUUAUGGCAUUUCCUAUUGGACAAGCCGGAUCAGAACUGUGUUUUACGCCAAUGACAUAUCACGAAAAACCGCGUGACAAAGAUCUUUCCACUGGACACUAUCAAAUGGAUUUAUCGGCUAUAUCAAAGUUAAAGUUUAAGACACCCAUUAGGCAAAUAACUACAACAUCACUCAACGCUUCAUCAUCAUCGAUUAUUGAUUUUAAACCCUUACCACCUCUAAUGGCUGUACGCACAAUGACUGGAACAACAUUCCUCCGGAUCCUCAAUAUUGACUCGGAAAUGGACAACUCUGGAUUGAAAGCUUUGACGUUGGACACCAUACCUGGUCAAAUAUCGGGAUCCUCAUUUGAUCAAAUGCAUAUUACAUUCAACCCAAUGUUAUAUGGCGAAGCAGUUAUUGUGGAUGCCGGCGGAGGUGUCUAUUUAUGGACGGCAGAAAGGAAUCAGCACAUUUCGUCGUCGAAUAUAGUAGAAACCAUAAUAGCUUCACAGGAUCAAGAGUAUGUACGGCCGACAGAUUUAUGGAGGAUCUGUGAGUUCGCAGCCCACCCUCAAUGUCUUUUUGUUGCCUCCCGAAAAACUGUGGAUCUUCUUGAUUUUAGGGCUCCUGUCACCGACACAACCACUAUCAAUCUAUUUGACAUAAAUGAUGGAGAUCAUAUAUUUGCGUUUCAACGUUUUCCUACACUUAAUUCGUUUCAGUCCAUUCUCGCAACCAGAAAUGAUAUAAUAUUGCUGGAUCAGCGUUUCCCUAACCGGGAAUUACUCAAAUGGGUUCACCAUCGUGGUGAACCUUCUGGCUUGAGCAUGAUAAAUGAUGGAGGCAAUUCAAUCGUUUUAACAUGGACGAAAAACAUACCAAAGUUAAAUGUUUUUCAAUUCUCCACGUCCGAUUUGGUGUCCGCAACCGACUUUCCUAUUUCAAUUCCAUCAUUUCACGAACAUCCAACUUUCAAUCGAUCACGCUACAUCAGAUCAACAUUAGUUUGUCAGCCAAGAUUGUAUCAAUCAACUGAAGAGACGCAACCUCCGAAAUUACCUCCUUUAGGAAGUGUCAUAUUGCUAAAAAAUGAUGUUAAGUAUCGAGAAGGGAACACCUCCGCGAAUCCCAUAAUGUGCUUUAGUGCCAUACAACUUUCGCACACAGGAGCUUUAUAUUCGCAGGAAUUUUAUUUGAACCACAAAGCUGAUACUUUUUCGGAACAAGAUACGUCAAAGCUUGAUGACACGCAAAUCAUCGAAAUGCCGGAUACAGUAAGUACUUUGCAAACCUUGGCAGACAGAGACGUCGGGACGAAUCCUGAAAUGCAGUUUAAGACAUAUCGCAUUUGGCCUCUAGACAAAAUAUGGAAUUACGCAGCCAGAGAAUUUAGGUUUCCUUUCUACAAAGAUACUAAUUCCGAUACUCUCUCAAUGAAUUCUGUGUUCUCGUCCUGGGAACUUGUUGAGACGUUCUUUGAAAAUUAUGCACAAUCGACAGGUUUUAUGUGUAGCAAGAAAUCGGUGACUUACGACAUCUUGGGAGAUGUACGAUCAGUGACCUUCUAUUGCGAGAACGGUAAACUGAUCGAAAAAACAUAUGCAAACGGGCUUAACCGAUUUUACCCUUGCACGUGGAAGGUCACUCUUAGUCGCCAAAAGCUCGAUGAUCAAAUAUUCAUAACAAAACUUUCCUGUCAACACAACCAUGAACUAUUUUCGACUUUUUAUUACUCACAGAGGAGGAUUCACAAACAAAGAAUUGAAUCACGUGGACUGGGGGAAAGGGUAAGCAAAAAAUCUAAAAAAAGUGGUAGGCCACGUGGGAGACCGAGAAAGAACGUGCAAUCAGUGAGUCAGACGCAAGAAGCCAUUGAAGAACGUUCAUGGCGUAUUACAAAAGAAGUCAUACAGACACGCAAAAUGGAUAUUAGCCACAUCUCUUGGAAUACUCGUCAUUAUCUUAAUAACAGUGAUGGACAUAUCCUAACUCCAUAUGAAAUAUUGAAAAAUGUAUCAUCUUUGGACAAUUCAAAUAAGGGAUUACAAUCAUUUAGAAAUGAGAAUACGAUAAAGAUCGUUGAUUGGAACAGCGCCGAAAUGAAGAUAACAUUAGAGCAGAUAUCGAAUAUAUACGGCGAACUUCGUCCGAUUUUUAAUUAUUCGCUUUCUUAUGGGUUCCCUUUGAACAAUACCUCUUUAAAUAAUACUGAUGAUUCAAUUAGAGAGAUUAAGGCUACCCUACGAAGACACUAUCCGUUACCUUUAUCGGAGAGAAAUCUAAUUAACCCCAGUGAGAUCAGAUGGGCCGAUGAAAAUUGGUUGCAAAAAAUAGAAAAUGACCUCAUAAACGGAUCAUUCCCUUCGAACGUCAAAGAUAAAAUAAAAAUACUCCGUGACUUCGCUAUAGAUGAAGUUGCACAUGAUCUCAUCUAUAGUUUAUAUGCUCUUGCAUCAAAUGAAGAAAGGUCCUCAAGAGAUUCUCUGACUUCACAUUUCCUUCCAAUCUCGAAGUCAACGCCAGAAGCGGCGACCCUUGAACCCAUUGGAAUUAAGUGUACUCAUUCGAAGUCAAUUUGCAAGAAGCAAGUUAUACUGGAAGAACUUCAGUCAUUCAAGCUUACAACAUUCGCACAAUCUUUGCUAGACGACUGGACCAUAGGUCAAGAUCCUAAAGAGUACGAAUUUUGUUAUAGAAUUGAUGACACUGAUACUAGAAUUCAAAGUGAAGGCGAUAUACAUCAACCAUCUUCACUAACCGUCAUCAGAAGUCCAGUCCCAACAGAUGAUCUUUCCUCUGAUGAAAAUGAAGAAAGCUUUAAUGAUUUAGGAAGACCGACUCAUUCACAAUCUUCCCAGUACGACUCAGAGGAUCUCUCGGAUAACUUUGACGCACCUACCCUUGCUCAUGCAAAAAGCCCGGUUGCACAUGAAUUUGAAGAAUCUGUAAAUCCCUCAAAUGAUACGAAAAUUGAAGAGGACAACGGCACAAAAGAGAAACCCAAAAAGAGAGCAAGGAUAUCUGGAUUUUAA
Molecule: messenger RNA, 3447 nt
Organism: Acaulospora morrowiae
Lineage: Eukaryota; Fungi; Glomeromycota; Glomeromycetes; Diversisporales; Acaulosporaceae
Source: the annotation of a GenBank genome assembly